ACAGCGGCAUGAUCGUCUGCAGUAAACAAAAAGUCGGGAGGACCAGUACCGUGUGUGUUUGAAUGAAAUUACCAUGAAACGAGGGUCAACACGGCGAACAAAAUAGUGACGAAUUCCAGUACAACUUCCUUUCUCCCCAAACAUCCCAGUCAAGGAGGAGAAGGACAUAGCGAUAUGUCAGCCGAAGUAGCAUCGAGUUCGGCUGUCGAGGAUGGCUCGAGGAGGACCUUAUUCACCCCACAGGAGAUCGACCAAAUCGCCAAGUUCCUCGUGUCAAACCAGAGGAGAGAAAGGGAGAAUAUCAUUAUUCCGAGGACCUUUGUUCCUGUGGUGAUCAAGGGGAGAGAAGAGAAGACAGUAGAAGCGAUAUUCGAGAGCUGUCCUUUCAAGGCGGUGCUGUCUCUCAUGGCAGGCUUUGUCCUUGGUGGUGGUAUUGGUCUAUUUGCUGCCAGUGUGACACCAACUAUACCAACAGCAGAAAAACCUACACAGUCAGCCCGAGAGGUUCUCAGAGAAUUAAAAGUCUCUACAAUUUCAUAUGGUAAAAAUUUUGCUGCUAUAGGAUUCCUGUUUUCAGGGAUAGAAUGUGGGAUUGAGUCGUAUCGUGGGAAGAGCGAUUGGAAAAAUGGAACAUAUGCUGGAGGUCUCACAGGAGGUCUUCUUGGAAUUAGAGCUGGAGUGAAGGCUGGAGUGCUUGGUGCCUGUGGAUUUGCAGUUUUCUCCUUUGCUAUUGAUUACUACAUGAGAGGGGGACUCUGAUUUCCUUUCUUUUAUUUUUUGGUGGGGAGAAGGAAAGAUUUCCCUUAAUGGCUUCCCUUAAGAUUGUUUAUUCAUGUGGCAAGAUGACAGCGAUGUCCUCUAAAGAAUUCAGAACCUGUAAAUUACAACUUUUGAAUUUAGAGACUUGUGAUAUAGAUUUUAUGUUUUCAAAUGGUUUAUGGGUUAAAGAAAGAUUAUAACAUAUGCAUUUGAAUUCAGAGUAAUUCUCUUCCUAUUUGUUGUUUAUAUGAACAAAAUAUAUACAGGUAACAAGCAGAUUAUUGUAGAAGUUAUUACAGAAAUCCCUUAAAUUCAUAUUAUAUUUGUAAAUCACCAAAUAUUUGAAAAAUAUAACUUCCAUGAUGAGGUAAUGUAUGGGCUUAGAGAUUUUAACUGUUCCUGAGAGAAAAUAUUGGUUAUGUGAGAUCCAUAUCUGUAUGAAAAUCUUGUUUUUCUACUUUCUUUUUGUACAAUAUUCAGAGUUUGAUGAAGUCAAGUGGCUACAUAGCAAAGAAAAUCUCAGAAUUAUGUAAAUAAUGAUUGUAUUAUUGUUUAGAGCUAACAUAGCAGAAUAUUGUAAUGGAGUCUGCAUUUCUCCACAUUUGUUUAGCAAAAGAAAUAACUGACCAAUACCUCGGGUGCUCUUUAACCACUUUGUGACUGAGCUUAGUCUGCCAAAUAAUGUUGGCUGCGAGAGGAUGAAUGAUGUACUUUUAUUUGUUAAUACUGUUGAACUAUUUUCAUACAUGAUAUCCAUAUACAGAGUAUAUGACGUGAGAGAUGUAAAUAAAAUUGAACAAGAAA
Messenger RNA from Penaeus chinensis, 1563 nucleotides. Its product is annotated as mitochondrial import inner membrane translocase subunit Tim22-like. Gene Ontology annotation, cellular component: TIM22 mitochondrial import inner membrane insertion complex. Gene Ontology annotation, molecular function: transmembrane protein transporter activity. The coding region runs from base 175 to 759 and encodes 194 amino acids. The record is from RefSeq and is a predicted model, not a curated record. Gene Ontology annotation, biological process: protein insertion into mitochondrial inner membrane. Lineage: Eukaryota; Metazoa; Arthropoda; Malacostraca; Decapoda; Penaeidae. The transcript has 5 exons.